AUUCUCAAGAAAAUUAAAGAAGAAAGAAAAAUUAUGUCGCUAAGCUGAUUCAACAUAGAAAAGUUAUACGAUAACCAAUUUCCAAUAAGACGCUUCAGUAGGUACGUCAUAGCAAAGCGUACUUAGAUAUAAGUAGAAGAUUUACUUUAUUUUAUUAUACAUUAGUUGUUAGAGUUGUGGAUUUAAUAUGAUUAUAAUAAGUAAACGUAUGCGAGUCAGAAUAACUAAUAAGCAUCUUAUAAGAAACGUACGUGUAGUAGAUAAGAGUUUGUAUGAGUAAGCACUCUACAUUUUACCUUUUAUAUUUACGUUAUACUUUAGAACUUAAGUAGUUUUAAGAACACAAGGAUGCAAUCAUUUAUACGGAAUCAACAUAAAGAAGAAAGAAAUUUGUUAAAGGCCCUAAAUUCAUUUCAUAUUUAUCGAAAUUUAUGGGGUUUGAGUUGACUUUGGCAACACUGACUGUUGCAAAGCGAACGUUCCACCAUUUUGAAUCGUUGGCGGAAGAUCUCCAAGCAGACGCGAGUUCCCCGGGAAGGUUCCUCAAAUUAUGCUGGUAAAUAUUGAGAAUAUUAUAAUUUAAAGGGCACCAACAAAGGGAUAAGCGUGUAGAUAGGCAAGAUUGUGAAAAACUACGUAUUUACUUCAUAGGUACAGUGAACUCGCCGCCGCCAACCACACCGGACAAGACAACUCGGAUUUGACGAAAACCCCCCUGAUUAGACCUGCUAUCGGACUAGACUAUUUCUCGGAUUAAACAAGAAAAGAGCUUACACAAACAACAUAAUGGACGAUUUGCUUUUAAGAAGGCUUAGGCUCAUUAACGACAAACUCACCACAGACAUAGAAGUUAUUCCUGUUACCAUUAAUUCAGAGAACUUAGGGCAGGCUCAAAUUACUUACAGUAAAUUAGAUGCAUCUCUGAAAAGACUUGACAACGACUUGAUGGAGUACUUUCGCUUGGCUUCGACACCUGCUUCUGAUGAAAUAUGUUUACUGAGUGGAUUGCAACUUCAAGCAGAGGAGACUUUGGCUGAACUUAAAGUGAAGAUCGAUCAAAUAACUUUGAAAAGCAACGCUACAGAGAAACCUCCGGAAGCGAAUGCCUCGUGCCGACUCCCUAAACUACAGCUGCCGGUGUAUAGUGGAGAUGUGCUCUUUUGGUGUGAGUUCUGGGACUCCUUCAAGAGCAACAUUGAUUCAAGAAAUCUGCCUGAUGUUGACAAGCUCUCCUAUCUUAAAGCCUCGGUGACGGGAGAUGCCAAGAAAGCCAUAGAUGGUCUGUCUACUACUAAUGCUAAUUAUAGAAUAGCCAUAUCAAUCCUGAAGGAGCGUUUCGGCAAGACCUCUCAUCUCAUUGACGCGCAUUAUGCAACACUAUAUAAGGUUAAGAUGGCCAAAAGCACCGCUGAAGACUGUAGAAAGACAUUCAACGAAGUUGAACGAAAUCUCAAAAUUUUGGAAUCAUUAGGUGAAAACAUCAAUCACAAUCAUCUUCGUUUUAUGUUGCUGGAAAAAUUUCCACCCGAUCUAGUUUACGAAAUUAAGCUGAAGGUUAAUGAUGAUUCUAUACAAGAAAUCAGGAACCAAUUAGAUAGAAUUAUUACCGCAAAAGAGGAUGCUGAAAGGAUUUCAGGAAGAAAACGCACGCAUGAAGCAGAAGAUAGUACAGUCGGAACUCUACAUAUAAAUGUGAAACGUGCAAGAAGCGCAUAUCAACCCAAACAGCAGCAAGGUCCCCCUAAGAAACAAAAUCCUCAAGGAGGUUUUGAUAGAAGACCGGAAAGGAAGAAUAAGUUUGAUAGUAUUAAUAAACCCAAUAAAUGGAACAGACCAAAACAAACUCCGACUUCUAACAAGGAUCAACCAGAACCUCAGCAGGGCUCUCCGAAGGGGAGAACAGCGUGGACAUGCAUCUUUUGCAAAGGUGAUCAUUACAAUGAUAAGUGCUCUGAAGCUGCUACCUUAGCAGAAAGAAAGAAACGACUUGGAAAGAAAUGCUUCAUGUGUUUGAAGUUAGGCCACUUUAUAGAAGACUGCAAGAACAAACGUAAGUGUAGCAUUUGCUGUAGUGAGACACCGCAUAACAGAGCUUUAUGCCAUUUAAAUUUUCAGAAGAAUACUGCAAUGAAGAAACAGUCCUGA
Molecule: messenger RNA, 2145 nt
Organism: Cydia pomonella (codling moth)
Lineage: Eukaryota; Metazoa; Arthropoda; Insecta; Lepidoptera; Tortricidae
Exons: 2
Coding region: 787-2145 (452 amino acids)
Source: RefSeq, a predicted model, not a curated record